Messenger RNA from Perkinsus marinus ATCC 50983, 414 nucleotides. RefSeq names its product lsm1, putative. The transcript is spliced from 4 exons. The coding region runs from base 27 to 368 and encodes 113 amino acids. NCBI's taxonomy places the organism in Eukaryota, Perkinsozoa, Perkinsida, Perkinsidae. Gene Ontology annotation, cellular component: precatalytic spliceosome; U6 snRNP; U4/U6 x U5 tri-snRNP complex. The record is from RefSeq and is a predicted model, not a curated record. Gene Ontology annotation, biological process: mRNA splicing, via spliceosome. Gene Ontology annotation, molecular function: RNA binding.
GAUUACGGUAUUAGUGCUUCUCCAUAAUGGCGUCUGCUACUACUACUCAUCAUCAUCCCACUACCGCACUCGCCAACACUUCGUCAAUGCUCGAGCCUAUGCUCAACACUGAAGUGCUUCUAGUAACAGCAGAUGGUAAAGUGCUGUUGGGGAAAUUCAACGGGUUUGAUCAGUCGCUGAAUGUAGUAUUGAGUGAAUGUAAGGAGAGGGUUUACUCUACAGUGGAAGGAGUUGAGACGCUUCAUCACGGCCUCUACCUCGUUAGAGGCGACGAUGUAGUGUCCAUUGGUGAGGUUGAUGAGGAUAUCGAUGCCAGAAUAGACCAAUCCACAGUUAUGGCCGCCCAGUUGAAGAGUAUACUCCAUUAACAACGUAAUUAUGCUGAUUACGACGAUGAGAAAUCACCGCUUUCUG